Arvicola amphibius (Eurasian water vole) is the source of this 2316-nucleotide messenger RNA. It is a transcript of the gene Fam149b1, whose product is annotated as family with sequence similarity 149 member B1. The record is from RefSeq and is a predicted model, not a curated record. NCBI's taxonomy places the organism in Eukaryota, Metazoa, Chordata, Mammalia, Rodentia, Cricetidae. Gene Ontology annotation, biological process: protein localization to cilium; cilium assembly. Bases 164 to 1987 code for a protein of 607 amino acids. The transcript is spliced from 13 exons.
AACUCUGGGAAGUGGCGGUCCGGAAUCUAGGCGACGGGGCGAGACCGGGCGAGACGGGGCCGGUAGGUGGCAGGAAAGGGCUGGGCCGGAGCUGGCGGGAGGGCCAGGCCCCGAGGCCCCCGCCCUGGCUUGCCCGCCCCUGCCGCGGAGGAGAAAACGGAGGAUGAUCUCCAGAUACACUCGGAAGGCCGUGCCACAGAGCGUGGAGCUGAAAGGAAUAACAAAGCACGCUCUUAACCAUCAUCCCCUUCCAGAGCAACUGGAUGACAUUUCCUCUACCAAUGACGGCCAUGAAAAAGAUACAAGUUCUCAAAGUGAGUCUGACAUCACCCAAGAGUCACCGUUUACAUCAACUGACACCGGGAACUCGCCGUCUGCUUUUCCAAGCUAUGCAGGCACAGGGAUCUCCACAGAAGGCAGCUCUGACUUCUCUUGGGGAUAUGGUGAACUUGACCAAAAUGCCACUGAGAAAGUGAAGGCCAUGUUCACCGCCAUCGAUGAGCUCCUGUAUGAGCAGAAGCCAAGUGUGCACACACACAGUCUGCAGAAAGAGUGCCAGCAGUGGGCAUCCAGCUUUCCUCACCUCAGGAUUCUAGGUAGGCAGAUAAUCACUUCAAGUGAAGGCUAUGGAUUGUACCCUCGAUCACCUUCUGCUGUGUCAACUUCCCAUGAAGCAACCUUGUCUCAAGAGAGAGACUCUACCAUAUUUGGUAUAAGGGGAAAGAAGUUACAUUUUUCAUCUUCUUAUGCUCAUAAAGUGUCUCCCACCACUAAACCCUCUGGCUUGUCCACUGCGGAAGGGGAAGAGGUGGACUGUAUAAUCUUUUCUGAAGGAAUAAUUGAGGAGUACCUGGCUUUCGACCACACAGAUGCGGAAGAGGGAUUUCAUGGAAACAAAUCAGAAGCAGCUACAGAGAAACAGAAAUUAGGGUACCCUCCCAUUGCUCCAUUUUACUGCAUGAAAGAGGAUGUCCUUGCUUAUGUUUUUGACAGCGUGUGGAGCAAGGUUGUGGGCUGUAUGGAGCAGUUGACACGUAGUCACUGGGAGGGAUUUGCUUCUGAUGAUGAGAGUAACAUUGAAAUUACCAGACUGGAUUCGGCAAGUCCCUGUGUGCUGAAUGAACAGCACCCCUUGGUUUUACCUCGAGUGCCGCAGUCCAAGGUGCUGUCCAUCACCUCAAAUCCGAUGAGUUUCUGUCAAGCAAGUGGUCACCAGCCAAACGUGAAUGGCCUCUUGGUUCACGGGAUGCCUCUACAGCCAAGGAACCUCUCCCUGAUGGAUAAGCUCCUAGAUCUUGAUGACAAGCUACUUAUGAGGCCUGGCUCCAGUUCCGUCCUUUCAAACCGAAAUUGGCCAAACCGAGCCCUGGACCUUAGUACGUCAUCUUUGUCAUAUACAGCACAGUCCGCCAGGAGACGCAACCCCCCGCCACGCACCCUUCAUCCAAUCAGCACAAACCACUCACGUGCUGGGACGCCAUGGCCUGCAGAAGAAAUCCUCAGAGGAUCCCGAGUUCCAGCGACUGCAGACACACUCUCUUCUCCCUCACCAAUGCCCCUGGGUCGGAACAAUCUGCUGCCACCUAUUGGAACAGCUGAAGUAGAACGUCUGAGCAACAUGGGGUCACAGAGGCCAACAAAAGUCCACGGUGACUCCAGCAGAGCUCGAAGUGCAGUGGUGGAUGAGCCUAACCAGCAGCCCCAAGAGAGGCUCCUUUUACCUGUCUUCUCUAGACCCAACACAACUCAGUCAUUUUUGGUCCUCAGUCACAUGGGUCUACAAAACCUCAAAGCAGAGGUGGACCCAUCUCUAGAACCAGGCAGUGACCAAAGGACAAGUGAGAACCCGCAAGGCUGCAGCAGACUGAGAACACAUGGAGGGCUUCAUGCACCAGUGCUCAGGCACCAGAUAAUGCACAGCUCCUACCAACAGCAGCUUGGUCCAUCUUCAAGGGUUAUCUUGGUACAACUGUCCGAGAAACACUAGCGUAUGUGCCAAAGACUGCAAGGGCAAGUGUUCCGUGUCCAGUUACUGUCUUCUUUCAGCUAUUCCACUGGGUAGGAGAGACUGUACCCAAAGACGUGACAAUGAAAAACAGCCCCAAAUCACUGCUCAUGUUGUCUGCAACCAAUCACCAGUCUGAUUCUUGUAAAGUUCAGUGAGAUUACAUACACACGGACGAUUCAGAUCACUGGCUUCAGAAUAUUUCUACUUAUAUUAAUUUCUAAAGAACUGCACUGUUUUACCAUAUUUUUAGAAGAAAGUACUGCCAAAAAUCUGAUACUCAUGAAAUAAAUGUCAUUCCUAAACUUUAA